Messenger RNA from Amorphotheca resinae ATCC 22711, 2949 nucleotides. RefSeq lists its product as hypothetical. Bases 1 to 2949 code for a protein of 982 amino acids. The transcript is spliced from 2 exons. Gene Ontology annotation, cellular component: nucleus. Lineage: Eukaryota; Fungi; Ascomycota; Leotiomycetes; Helotiales; Amorphothecaceae. Gene Ontology annotation, molecular function: ATP binding; ATP hydrolysis activity; DNA binding. The record is from RefSeq and is a predicted model, not a curated record.
AUGCCUUCUGCCUCAUCUCCAAUUGCAUUUCCGCCGAGCUCCCCUCCACCGGCUGGUAAGCGUCCCUUGCCUGUGAAAGCCGGCGAACCUCGAAAACCAAGAGCUAUCGGUGGCUUCCUCAUCGACGAGGAAUCAGACGGCGAUGAUGACUUCUCGCUCCCUGAACCUGCACCCAAGCGAAGGAUGUUAAAUGCACAACGGCCACUGAGCCCUGAGACACAGCAGCUUACAGAGGAGAGUAUCCUGGACCCAGCUCAGCAAAAGACAACUGGUGAGCUCUUGGUGGAUAAAGAUAGGCCUCCAGAAAAUCAAUUACCUGAUGCGGCUCGAGUAGCACCCUCGUUCUCCGUUCCUAAUUUUGGGCCCACAGAGGAUCGAGUUACUGCUCCAUUGCCGUCUUUUCUACGUGGUAGACCGACCAAGAAUACCGAAGUUGUGACAUGCUCUGGAAAAUCGACCUCCGUACAACAAAGAAAAAAGACGGCUGCAGUUCCCUUCGAGCAAUUGGUGGCGGCAAGGUCGACUACAAAGGCUGGACGCGCAAAGAAGAGCUAUUAUGGGAUUGACAUACAUCAAUUAAUUGACGACGCUUCUAAAGAGACAGAGAAAGAGAAAGCAAAACAGGGCAAGGCCGCGGAGGAGAUUAUACCUUCAGUGGAACAGCCAGGCCCCAAGAGAAGAGUUGGCAGAACUUUAAUGUGGACAGAAAAAUACCGAGCGAAGAGCUUCAUGGAACUCGUAGGCGAUGAUCGGACACAUCGUCAAGUUUUACGAUGGCUGAAGGCAUGGGAUCCUAUAGUCUUCCCAAAGUCUAGCAAGGCAAAAUCAACUGCUGGAAAACGGCCCGGAGCUGAAGAGGAGGAAGAAAAGCCUCAUCGGAAAAUCCUAAUGCUAACUGGCCCACCCGGUCUUGGUAAAACGACUCUAGCACACGUCUGUGCCAGACAAGCUGGUUAUGAGGUUAUGGAAAUCAAUGCAAGUGAUGAGAGAAGCCGAGACGUCGUGAAGAACCGAAUAAGAACCAGUGUUGGCACAGAAAGUGUUAAAACUGGGUCGACCAUAACUUCGAAAACCGGGCAUGUACAGAAGAUAGCCCAUCCUUUGUGUGUUGUGGUGGAUGAAGUUGAUGGAGUGGUCGGAGGAUCUGGCAGUGCAGGUGAAGGUGGUUUCAUCAAAGCCUUAAUUGAUCUUAUUCUUUUGGACCAGAAGAACUCCUCAAUGGUCGGAACGAAUACAGGCUACUCUCGGAAGAAGAAGAAGGGCGAUGACUUUCGACUUAUGCGACCUCUAAUCUUGAUAUGCAACGAUAUUUAUCAUCCAUCGCUGAGGCCUCUACGCCAAUCCAGCCUUGCAGAAAUCAUUCACGUCCGCAAGCCUCCUCUGGACGCUGUUGUUACUCGCAUGAAAUCUGUUUUUGAGAAAGAAGGAGUGUCUUGUGAUAGCGAUGCAGUACGCAGACUAUGUGAAGCUACUUGGGGAGUCGAUGCCACGGAAUCUCGAAAAGGGAGAGAGGGUGCCGGUGAAGGAGAUCUUCGGGGAAUAAUGGUAGUUGGGGAGUGGGCGGCAGGGAAACUGAAGGCCUCGAACAAGGAUGGGACUCCUAGGUUGACUAGGAAAUGGGUCGAACAGAAUAUGACGAGUGAUCUCUCACAUGGUGGAGGCGGGGCAAGAGGGGCUGGGAGAGGAGGUGUAAAGGAGGUGGUCAACAGAGUCUUCCUAGAAGGCGCCGGUUUCCCAAAAUCGUUGAAUUCUAAUGCGCUUCAUGGCGCUUCAGAUGAUCAACCAAAGACACCGCUUGGUGUAGCAGAGUUGGUUAAGAAGGCCGGAAUGGAUAGGCUACGAGAGAUGGUUGAUACAAGUGGCGACAUAGAUCGCAUCGUGACCGAUAUCUUCUCCGAAUACCCAAAUCAACCUUUCAACGAUGAUUCCAUACUAUCCAAACCCGACGCAGCCUAUGAAUGGCUUCACUUCCACGACACUUGCUCUUCUCGGGUUUUCUCAAGCCAAGAAUUCGAACUGGCACCUUAUCUCAGUCAACCGGUCCUAGCUUGUCACCACCUCUUCUCCUCGCCCGCGCGACACUACUUCGGCGGAGGGAGCGAGCCAAAGAAGUGGGAUACAGAAGAAGAGACAGAAGAGCCUCGUCCUUUCUCCGGGCCAAGAGCAGACUACUUUGCUCGUGAAGCAGAAAAGCUGAAUCGGGCAACGAUUCUGACACUGCAGACAAGCCUUAACGCAAUGCUUCUACGAAGUUUCAGGAGUCCGGAAGACAUUGCUACGGAUCUACUUCCGUAUAUUGUCAGAAUGCUCACUCCAGAUAUCAAGCCGAUCAUUGUCGGUGGGAGUGGCGACCAAAAAGGCAUUGCUAGUGUAAGAAAGGAGGCAGAGAAAGCUCUGGUGAAGAGAGCUGUCGAUGUCAUGGGCGGUUUAGGCGUCAUCUUUGAACGUGGUAAGCUAGAGGGCGACUUUGGGAACAGGGGCGCUCAAUGGGUGUACAGAAUGGAGCCACCUUUGGAUACGUUGGUCACGUUCGAGACGGCUUCAGUUUCCGCUACGGCGCCCGCCCCUGUACGCUAUGCUGUCCGUCAAGUGCUCGAUCAGGAAUACCAAAAGAGCAUCAUCGUCCGCGAGAACGCGGCACGCCAAGCUCGGUACAAAGCAGGAAAUCCCCAGGACGAAGCAGAUUUCUCCUUCGCCAAUAACAAAGAGAAUAAAUCGCAACACGUUGAGGCAGGGGCGCCCCUUACGAAGCGAGAUUUCUUCGGUAGAGUGAUCACCGAGGAGAUCUCGCCGCUUCAAGAGGUCGAUGGAAACGCUGAAACGGAUGCGAAGAAGAGAAGGAAGCAGGAUGGGAAGGGUGACAUCAAGGUCUGGGUUAGUUAUCAUGAGGGGUUUUCAAAUGCUGUUAGGAAACCGAUCACGAUCGAAGAGUUAUUAAGAGGGCUGUAG